Molecule: messenger RNA, 843 nt
Organism: Canariomyces notabilis
Lineage: Eukaryota; Fungi; Ascomycota; Sordariomycetes; Sordariales; Chaetomiaceae
Exons: 1
Coding region: 254-766 (170 amino acids)
Source: RefSeq, a predicted model, not a curated record
CGUUUUAUCUACUUCCAGCGUGGAUGAUGCGAUUCCCUCAUGUUUCCAGCGUGCGGCGCAGCCCUAUGUAGGGCACAGCAGUCUCAACGAAUUCCCGCACGCCACAGCGAAACACUGCGGCGUCAGUCACUCAGUGCCGCUCGCAAGAGCUUAUUUUAGGCGGUUCCAUGGCCCAGCUUAGUGGUCUGCUGUUGGGGGGAAUUCUCCCACAUCAUGAUCAUCCCCUUGCCAACCCGGCGGCGCACGCGACCACAUGUCUCUGACCCGGGCCGCGACGGGCACCGCCAAUCUUGACCACGGCCCCUCUUAUAAACUCAUCCAUGCCCCAAGCGGGUCGGUCGGGUCUUUCAUUUCCCUUCGUGAAGUAGGUCGCCAGAUCGACAACCAUCCCAUUCUUCACCCCCGUGCCCAUGGUUCAGCCGGCGCUGCCAUAGCCGUUUUCUCUCUUUCCAGGUUUUCUUUUCCCACUCCUUGGGUAGAGUGUGUCGCUGGUCGAUAUUUCCAUUCCAUCUUGUCCUCCUUUUGUUUGUAUCCCGAGUUUCUUCUCCGUAUUCCCGCUUGCUCUCCCCGGCAUUCUGUCGACACAUGCAUGCAUGAUCCAUCCUACAUCAUGUCCGCCACGUUCCCGCAGACAAGCCUGAAGCGGAAGCGGAGUCUCUCACGGUCCGUCAUCAAAAUUAUCCAGCGCACGCUCCCGCACCUGGUCAAGAGCAGAAGACGAUCGUGGACGACAAACGCAAAGACGCGGAUGCCGAUUGAUAUGUGACGGACUUUCAGGGGACACUGGGGUUUUCGAAACGGACUCGGAGAUAUUGAGGACUGGGACGCAUCUGCUCAAUGUCU